Molecule: messenger RNA, 1158 nt
Organism: Adineta ricciae
Lineage: Eukaryota; Metazoa; Rotifera; Eurotatoria; Adinetida; Adinetidae
Source: the annotation of a GenBank genome assembly
AUGGCUUCGAAUUCAACAGAUCCAUCCGCAAAAGAUGAUGACGAAUAUCAAGCUGGUUAUGAUGAAGAAGAUGACGAGCAAACUAUUGAAGAAGAAGAACAAUUUGGAGAUGAUGACGAACAAAACGAAUUGGAUGAUUUAGAAGCGGAUGCAAAUAUGCCUCUGGAUGAACUACUCAAAAUGUACGGACAGAACGCGCCAGCCAUUCACAACAUCCCGCAUAGUCAUGAUGAUACAAAUACUUCUUCAGAUGAUGAUGAAGAGGAAAACAAUCGUCCGCCUCAACUGCAUCAUUUACUUCAUGUUAACGGUCGACUGUUACCAGAUAACGAUGAUGAUGAUGAUGAUGAUGAUACAGAUGACUCAUUCGAACCAGAAAUUAUUAAGACAAUUCGUGUCGGUGAGGAAUAUCAAGCGGAAGUAGAACCACAAGCGGAGUUUGAUUCAACGAAUAAGAAUUCAGACGACAGAGAAGUGCCUGUUGAUGAAAUCCUUUGGUCAUCAUCUUCAGUCGAUGACGAUAUGAAUGAGAAUAUUGAUGAAUAUCUGAAAACAAUUCGCAGUGAAUAUCCACUUUCGGAUGAUGAAAUAUCACUUCAAACGCUAUUCAAUUGUCAAAUGAAUACGGAAAACGCUCUUGUUAAGUUUCGUCAAUUACCUGUGAAAACUAUCUAUUCUUAUCCGGAAUGGUCACUCGAGGAAAUUCAGUCGCUCGAAGAAGGUUUACGCGUAUAUGGAAAGAAUUUCUUCAAGAUAUCUGAAAUCAAAUGUCCAAGUCGAAGUGUUCGUGAAGUCAUUCACUAUUAUUACCAAUGGAAGAAAAGUGAACGAUAUCAAUUGUUUAUGGAAGAACAACAGCGUCUCACUGCAAUCACAUCUGUCACCGAUAUGAUUGAAAAGCUAAUUGAAGAACAAGAACAACAAUUAUGUACAGCUGUAGGUGUUAUCAAUUCAACCAAUUCUUCUUCAGUACUUACGCAUGAUCUUAAACGCAAUUCUCCAAAUUCUUCAAUUUCAAUUGUAACUAUAUGCCAACAAGAAACGAGCACAACAACAACAAGCAAACGAGCAUUUGAUCAAGUGGACAAUGAUACAGAUCCACCAACGAAGAAAUCUUCACUCAAUUCUAAUAAUUCUCCAACAGCAACCAUCGUAUAG